AGCUUUGGGCCUUGUGGGCCUUCCCACAUCUCGUCUCAGAAGUGAUUCUAGCUAAGAUAGAGCUAAAGAGUAGAAGGAAAAUAUCUCUUCUGUCAAAAAAGAACAACAUCCAAUUCACUCGAGGACCCGAGAAGCAAAAAGCACAAACAAACAUGCCGUUGCUCACGAAGACUGCCUCUCUGCUUUGCGCAGCGGCACUCUUGUCUGGCAGAGUCGCUGCACUCGAAGCCGAAGAUUUUGAAGGCCUCCAAUUAGUUCCGUCGAUUGUUGAGCAGAGCUAUACCAGUUCUUCGAGUAGUACAACUUCGGGCGAUGGGAAGCAAGUGGUGACUCGGUCUGCCAGCUUUGCUUUCGGUCCUUUUCAGGACGUCAAGAGUGCUUGUAUUUCAACUUUUCCGCUUCAUUUUCAUGAUCGGUUGAGUAGGCUCUAUGGAAUUUAUUGCUCCUACGAAGCAACCUGUAUGGAAGUGUGUGUUAAGAGAAAGAAAAAUGAAGAGAAAAAAAAAAGUUAAGAAGAGAAAGAAAAGAAACAUGGUUUUUUAUGCUCCACUCCCUUACUCGUUCAGGUUCUGCUUGCGCCAGAAAGGUGCCUGAAGAUAGUAAUGAGUUGUUGUGCAUGGCCUCAAUUGGCGAAGGUGGUCAUGCGUUUGCAAGAGGCACGUCGCGGAAUUUGUUGAAGUCGCCGUCUUUCCGAGCAACGGCGACCCAUGAGAAUUUGUGCCUAUGUGCCGCAGAGGGACACUGUCGCGCCAUUCAGAAGCCUAAAGAACAGGAUCAGGAGCACGAAGAAGAAGAUCUUCAGGACUCGCCGUCCGAGGAUAAGCCGUCUAGUUCUGGGGCACAGCAUUUGGUGACGAAGCGGAGUCGACAGGCGGGAACUUCAUCCUCGAGGAAGGCAGGGUAUUACGUAAGCAUGUUCUAGGUCUGCUUGUCAAUCUGAUCUUCGAGCAAACGUGUCUAAGAACUCUGCAUUCUUGUUGUGGAUACUUAGGCAUUCAAAGUCUCCAUCUCCAGGUCCUCGAAGCUGCGUGAUUGGACUAGCGAUGUUUUUGCGGCUACUCCUUUCUUCGGACAAAAUGCGAAUGGUGGAAAAAGUCUAUUCCCGACUGGCGAUUUCGUGCACAAUCUACAAGAUGACUCGUCACCUCUUUUUGAUGUUGAUGCUGACAGUUUCUUCGGCAAUGUCGGACUUCCAUCCAUCCGAAUGCCGCAAAUACCCUUCUUAGCGGAUGACGAGGAGGGCUUUGCUCUUAUGAGGAUACAUAGCUAGCAGGAUCUAGGAGCUUUUGCUUGAGACGAUGGGGUUUAUUUUUUUCUUGGCAGAGUUUGCUCUUUUUGUCGUAGGUAACUGCAAAUCAUCACAAGUAAGUAACUGUCAGCGCUCUCUAAUUUUCCCUCUCCGCACUUCCUUGGAGCAGACUCGAGGCGAAGAGACGACCCACUCGUGAAGAAGUCGAAGAAGAAGAGUGUCGUACCGGACGAGUCCGCUGAAGAAUUAAGGCCUGUAAAAGAGAAGGUGAAGAAGAGAUGGAUGAUUAAUAGAAGGUGGAUGAAGAUUUUCUAGCCAUCCCUCUAAGAAAGCAGGUCAUCGAACGUGCAGGACAAAUGAGUAUGAGUUCAAGCUUUGGGCCUUUCACGCGUGGACCGGCAGAAGCCUGCGCUGCGUGCAUGGGUAUGGGCUAUGGGGAACGUGAGGUACUUAAUCCAUAUAGAAGAUGUUUGCUUUCGCCUGUUUUUCGUAGCACCGCAUUCUGUAAAUUAUCAAAGAGGUCGUGGAUUGCAAUUUUGCAAUUUCAGUUCCAGACUAUGGAUCACGACAUAUGAUGAUUGUCAUUGUUCAACGGUAAGAUGAUCAUCCAUGAUCGCAUCAGGGCGUCGGCUGUUUUGCGAGUCAGAAGACUACGUCCAUGGCGCUCGCAGCCACUGCGGACGUUCUUGAUACCAUGAAGAAUAGUAAGCAAGAGAUGUGCGCGUGUGUCAAGCACAAGGACUUCGAGACUUGUCCGACGACUCUGGCUGACGUGCCUCCUCGGAAAGGUAAAGAGGCCGCUAAGGAGGCUGCUGGAGGAGAAGAGGAGAGCACAGAGAUGGGGCAGAGUUCAGAAGAGAAUGGGCCAGACGGGCAGCAAGAAUCCGGAGCAGAAGCAGUGGGGCUCAUUAUGAACCUGAACGAAGUUAUUUGAACAGUAAAAUAGCUUCUGAGAUCUGCUGAAGUAAUUGGUAGGCUUCUCCAUCGGUUCAGUUCCACAUUCAUCAUCAUCCUUGGGCAGCUACUCUGAUUAAGAUGUGGACAAUUAUCCAUCGUGAAUUUCUAAGUCCUUGCCGCCGUCGCAAGCAGAUCAAGGGCAAAACGUGCCUCCUGAAGAUGUGGUUUCUUCGAACCAGUACGUUCGACGGGUGAAGAAAAGGGGGCGCGGUGUUGCCCACGGAGACGAGGUCAUGAAUUCUUAUGAAUGGAAGUUGGAAUACUCAUAGAGGAUAGGGAUAGUUUUGCCAUCGCCUUAUCUGAUAUUCAAGACAGUUUUUAGUAGGCGCAUAUUGUAGGGUCUUGAUAAAUAAAUAUAUGUAUGAUUAACUUCCUAGGUAGACAGACUGCGCCUAGAAUAAACGGAUCCUAGACUAGAUGGCCAAAUUUUUAUUAGUUCUAAUGUAUAUACCUUCACCUUUUUCAAUCUUUCCUAGGUAGGUUGGCUCCACCACAAAAUAUAUAACUUCCUAGAUUACUCCAUUUCCUGCACACCGCUUUCAUAAUCUACCAGCUGGCGCGCCACAGCAGUUGAAGGACCUUUUUGGUGGAGACCAGUUGAAAGAUAUGUUUGGUUUCGGCGAUAGCAAGGGUUCCAUCUGGGAUCAUCCGAUGUUUGGACGAUAGGGGUAGAAUUUUGACGGUUUUGCAAAGACGAAAAGGACGAAAGGGGAGCUUCAUCCUGAUGAAGAGAACGAGCAACGAAUGGUAUUGAUAGAUGCAGUUGAAGGGACAGCACAGAUUAUUUCCGUUUCAGGUUGUUGCAACUUACUUGUGAAAAAAAUUUCUCAUAGAUAUUGUAUAGACCAUAAAAAUGAAUGCUCGAAGAUACAGUGCUGACUCUUGUAGAAAGAAAAACUUUGACUUGUUUUCGAUUUUAGAAGUGGAGACGAAAUGACGCCACUUGUUGUGUGCUGUCUCUUUGGCACAGUUUUGCAGUUGCUGUGUAUCUGCAACUAAGUUCUUGGAACUUGUGUGAUAAAAUCUCUGAUCCCUCCAACCUGAGAAAGUGCGGAUGACUAAGUACAUCGAUCUAUUUCCACAGGUCCUACAGGAAGUCCUCGUGUCUACUUGAAGUUCAACGACCAAUGU
Molecule: messenger RNA, 3337 nt
Organism: Amoebophrya sp. A25
Lineage: Eukaryota; Dinophyceae; Syndiniales; Amoebophryaceae
Source: the annotation of a GenBank genome assembly